Salvia miltiorrhiza (redroot sage) is the source of this 1323-nucleotide messenger RNA. RefSeq lists its product as uncharacterized. The coding region runs from base 1 to 1323 and encodes 440 amino acids. Gene Ontology annotation, molecular function: protein binding. Lineage: Eukaryota; Viridiplantae; Streptophyta; Magnoliopsida; Lamiales; Lamiaceae. The record is from RefSeq and is a predicted model, not a curated record. The transcript has a single exon.
AUGGAAAAGCGCAAACGAAUCGAAACCCUAUUGCCGGAAGCUAUGAUUCAGCUGAUACAGUCUUUCUUAACUGAAGAAGAAUCUGCUCGAACCACUCUUAUCUCCAAAUCAUGGUACAACGCUUGGCUAACUCGUCCGGUGCUCGUGCUCAGAAAUCUCGAUCGGAGAUCAUCGGCGAUUAUGCGAAGGUAUCAAGACUCCAACUUGAAGAUCGAGAGUUUUAGUCUAAAAUUGCAGAGAUGUACAAGUAGAGGUGAACCUCUUGCCCACAGAUUGAUCGUGGAUGCCAUGAAAUUGGGAGCUACUGAUCUUAAUCUCGAAUUCAAACCUACCACAUUCGUUCUACCGCCGGAGGUGCUCGGAUCUGAAACCCUCCUCCGAUUAUCUGUAAGUGGGUGUGUAAUUAUUGAUGGAAACGUCAACUGCUCGAUGCUCAAAUCACUCAGCUUGGACAAUGUUGUUUUGAAAAGUGCUGAUAUGCUUAAAAGUAUAACUUCCUGCUGCAAUUCCAUCGAGGAGCUGUCACUUUCAAAUUCUUGUAUUUCUAAUCAUAGAAUACUAUUGAGUGGGAUGAAUGUGCAUCAGCUUCUUAUUCUUAAGCGUCAUAGAAUACUAUUGAGUGGGGAGAAUAUACACGAGCUUCAUAAGCUUAAGCGUUUGUAUCUUGAGACAGUGGCUGUCGAUAACUCCUUCUUCAACGACUUGGAAUCUCGGUUGCCUUGCUUGGAGGAUAUGAGCCUUGUUAGCUGCUACUGCACUGCAAUACGCGUCAAGAGCUCUUCACUCCAACGCAUAAGCAUUGUGCAGCGCGAUGCAUCAAAACUCGAGCUUGAAGUUCCAAAUCUUGCUGUGUUUAGCUAUUCAGGCGGGAGCCUACUACCGUGGUCCAUUUCUAUCAAAGCAAGGGAUGAAUGUGAGUCUCAUAUAUCAAUGGAGUGCGAUCACUUUCAGACCUCGUCAUGGUACCGAGGUUUGCACAAGAUGUUGACUCAGCUGAGUCCAUCAAGAAUCAAUCUCACUACAAAUAUGUCAGAGCCUUAUACAAAGAGGAUUGCUGGCGUGAAUGAUAUUCCUAUUGUAGGCAUACCUGUAGCAGUGGAGAAUUUGAGGAUUGAGACAAGAUAUGAUGCAGGUUUCUUUCUGCGUUGUCUAUUUCGUAUAUGUCGCCCCAAGUUGGUAACCCAUUGCUUGCUUGAUGAAAGUUGGAAAUACUUGCUCGAGCUCACUGGCAAGGGAGUAGUUGAAAAAGUGAAUGUGGAGCUUCACCCAUGGAAGGCAGUUUUCAUGGAUGGAAAAAUUGACUCGAGCCUUUUUGAUGAAUGA